AUGAAGCGACCCGAUGAAGCUGGAAAAUAUGAUGACCCAAAUUAUUGCAAGUAUCAUAGACUUGUGAGUCAUCCUCUUGAAAAAUGUUUUGUCUUUAAGGAUAGAGUGAUGCGAUUGGCUAACGAAAAUAAAAUUAUCCUUGAUGAUGAGAAGGCUAGUUCUAACCAUACCUCUAUCACGUUUGGGUCACUGGAUGCGAUCCAAAUAUAUAUCUUUGAAAAGCAUGAAGAAGAGCCAGUAGACCAGGACGUUGACAUAGAUGGUGAUGAGGGUUGGAUUCUUGUAACUAGGCGAAGACGCAACAAGUCAAGCUUACGAAAAGAAUUAUCCGAGCAACCGGUUAGAGGAAAAAUGGUGAAGAAAUCAGAGAAGCAAAAAUCAAUCAAGCGCCCCAAAAGGGCAAAGGUUGAAGUGCAUCACUACCAAAAACCUCGACGUCUUGUGACUCUAGAGGAAUUCUUGCCAAGCUCGUUCGACACAAAGUCUACUCAAGGCAAUGUCGAGGCAUCAUGUUUCAAUGUGGAUAAAGGACAAACAAUGAAGGUGCCUCCUACUGUAAAAGAAGGAACAACGAGUGAAUCCUCACCAAAAGUGUCUCCUGGGGAAGAAGAAAAAGAAACAAGGGAAAUCUCAGAAAUGAUGUCUCUUUCAUCUUCUGAAAAAUCUAUUGAACUUUCUUCCCAAGAAGCACAUGUCUGUGAUACUAAAAUCACAUUUACAGAUAACGAUCUUCUAUUUGGUGAAGCACUACACAAUCGUCCUUUGUAUAUGGUGGGUCAUGUGCUAGAAAAGAAGAUAAAUAGAAUUUUUAUAGAUGAAGGAUCUGGAGUCAACAUUUUGCCUAUCCACACAUUGAAGGAACUUGGCAUCACGACUGGGGAACUUAGUGAAAGUCUUCUGUUGAUACAAGGAUUUAAUCAAGGCGGGCAGAGGUCCAUAGGCUCUAUUAAAUUAGAUAUCCACAUGGGAGAUUUGCGAUCAAGUGCAUGGAUGCAUGUGAUUGACGCAAAGACAUCAUACAAUAUAUUACUUGGUAGGCCUUGGGUACAUGAGAAUAGAAUUGUCUCAUCUUCUUACUAUCAAUGUUUGAAAUAUCUUGAAGGCGGAAUUGAAAGAAAGAUAGUUGCAGAUGAUAAUCCUUUCACCGAAGUGGAGACACACUUUGCGGAUGCGAAAUUCUAUAUGAGAAUUAUUGAAAAGGUUAAAAUUGACACUAAAGACUCUUGUCCCAUUCAUAAUGAAGGGAAGAUCCUGUCUUCAGAGAAUAAGCAGACUUCUAGGCUUUGCUAUGUUCCAAAAGCGAAGAAAGAACAAGAUAAACCAUCUAACCUUGAAGAAAAUGCAUUAAGAGGACUAGAUCUUCCUAUCAGACGGAUUGAUGCAAUAAACUUGUCUUCAAAGUUGCCAGAGAAGUCAGUCGCUCAAGAUCAAGCAGGAUACAACCCUAGAGAGCCAUCAGCGCUAGGGAAACUCCAAUCAGAAGAUACAACUAGGAAAGCACGUGAAGGCCUAGGUUAUAGCCAACCGCCGCCAAUUCGCAUUUCCAUAAGAAGGGCCGGUAAUAAUCAUAUAACUUUUGAAGAUGAUGUCACUGCUCCCAAUAAAAAUCAUUCUGUCUUUGAUCGACUUGGUGAAGCGACGACAAGAAUUUCUAUGUUUAAGAGGUUAGGGCCUCUGAAGAAGAAUAACAAGAACCUUAGAAGUUAUUUAAAAGUUACAACGCCUGCUUCACAUUUGAUUCGAAAGGAUUUCAGAAGUUUGAUUCCUUAUAGGAUGAGGCGACAAGUGGAACUUGUGGUUUCCUGUAAAGAGGAACUCAAGGCAAAGGUUCAUACUGUGGUUUACACCAAAGAGCGCGAGGAAGAUGAAGAAAGUGUGGGUUCCUCAAAUCAUGUUACAAUAAAAAAUGAGUACGAUUCUUUACCUCAAAAAAAGAUUGAGGAAGGGGUAAAAGAUAUUGUCUCGUGUGGCCAUAUAUCGGUCAAUGACAAUGAUCCUGUGGAAGUGGAAGAUGCUAAAGAUGCUCCACCAGAACUUGAAGAAGGAGUAAAGAUCACAAUAGAUCCUUUGAAGGAAGUUAACCUUGGCACUGAUGAAGAUUUGAAGCCAAUUUACUUGAGUGCGUUUCUAGAAAUUGAUGAAGAAGUCGCUUACGUGAAUAUACUCAAAGAAUAUAGAGAUGUAUUCGCUUGGAGAUACAAAGAAAUGCCUGGAUUGAAUCCUAGAGUAGCGGUCCAUCAAUUGGCAGUCAAAAAUGGUUCUCGUAAAUUUAAACAAGCUCAAAGACGUUUUAGACCAGACUUGAUUCCGUUGAUAGAAAAUGAAGUUCACAAACUCAUUGAGGCAGGCUUUAUUCGUGAGGUCAAAUAUCCUACAUGGAUUUCAAAGUUGAUGAUUGAUGCCACCACUGGUUAUGAGGCAAUGUCGUUCAUGGAUGGUUCUUCUGGAUAUAAUCAAAUCCGCAUGUCACCAAAAGAUGAAGAACUCACUGCAUUUCGCACGUCAAAAGGUAUUUAUUGCUACAAAGUGAUGCCAUUUGGUUUAAAGAAUGCUGGCGCCACAUAUCAAAGGGCUAUGCAAAAUAUCUUUGACGACUUGCUCCAUAAAAAUGUUGAAUGUUAUGUUGAUGAUUUGGUAGUAAAGUCGAGGAAGAGGGGUGAUCAUUUGAAAGACUUAAGGAUGGUGUUUGAGUUACUCCGAAGAUAUCAACUAAGGAUGAAUCCAUUGAAAUGUGCCUUCGGAGUUACUUCCGGCAAGUUCCUUGGCUUUAUUGUGAGACAUCGAGGAAUUGAAAUUGAUGAAGCCAAAGUCGAUGCAAUAUCAAAGAUGCCUGAACCUCGAGAUAUUCAUGAGUUAAAAAGUCUCCAGGGAAAGUUAGCCUACUUGAGAAGGUUCAUCUCAAAUCUAGCGGGGAGAUGUCAACCAUUCAGUCAUCUCAUGAAGAAAGGUGCUACUUUUAAUUGGGACCAAACAUGUAGCGAAGCCUUUAAAAGUAUCAAAUCGUAUCUAGCAAAACCUCCGGUUUUGGCAGCCUCUAUACCUGGAAAACCAUUGAUACUCUACAUUGCAGCACAAGAAAGGUCUGUAGGAGCCCUGUUAGCUCAAUAG
Messenger RNA from Solanum pennellii, 3108 nucleotides. RefSeq lists its product as uncharacterized. The record is from RefSeq and is a predicted model, not a curated record. The transcript has 4 exons. The coding region runs from base 1 to 3108 and encodes 1035 amino acids. Lineage: Eukaryota; Viridiplantae; Streptophyta; Magnoliopsida; Solanales; Solanaceae.